AUGUCUCCUUUCAGUGUUUUGGCGAUUGUGGCCCUAUUUAUUACUGAUAUCAAUGCAAUCUUCCAUGGAAGGGACACAGAUAUCAAGGAUGCUCCAUUUGCAGUAAUGAUUCAUGACAGUCGAGAUUUAGACGAGUUCACAGGUCUAGUAUGCGCUGGCACAAUCAUCAGCAAAAGAUAUAUUCUCACUGCAGCUCAUUGUCUUGGAGAGCAUAUAUCGGAUGACGAAAUCGAAUACGAUUUUAAAUGGCUACGUGUUGUGCCAGGCGUAACCUCUUAUCAAUGUGGAGUUAAAACAUACGAGGUAUUGACGGCCUAUAUUCAUCGGGACUUUACCGGGGAUCUAAACGACAAUAAGGAAGUCCGCGGAGAUAUUGCCAUUCUAAAGCUCAAGGAGGGAAUAAUCCUGGGGCCGACGAAACGACGUAUUCGCCCUGCGACAGUCGUACCACCGCACGAUGCUGCUGGUAUCAUAUAUGGCUGGGGGGACACUCUACCUGAUGAACCAUCUUUUUCUCGAAUACUUCAGAGUUCCAUUCAGAGUGUCUAUAACUACGAGUAUUGUAAAAAUACUGAUCCAGAAGCCCCUUUUCGUAAAGAUGAGCUGUGCAUUAAGGGCAAUACAGGGAAUACAUUUUGUCGGGGCGACAGUGGCGGUCCUGUCGUAGUGAACAAACGACUUGUUGGUAUCAUUAGUCAUGCAUAUGAGUGCGGAAGUGAUGAGCCAGGUGCGGUUACCAAUGUUGCUUAUUACAGUGAAUGGAUCAGCGACGUCGUCGGGGGCGGAGGGCCAUCUAAACGGCUUCCGUUUACAAGAAAACUUAGAGCAAGUAGAAGUCACUGCCACGUUUACGUUAUGACAGUCUAUGGAUUGUUUCCUCUGGUUGUCGUCUCCUGUUGUUCUCCUCUGGCGACUGUCUUCAUCAAUUAA
Molecule: messenger RNA, 930 nt
Organism: Diachasmimorpha longicaudata
Lineage: Eukaryota; Metazoa; Arthropoda; Insecta; Hymenoptera; Braconidae
Product: trypsin iota-like
Exons: 5
Coding region: 1-930 (309 amino acids)
Biological process (GO): proteolysis
Molecular function (GO): serine-type endopeptidase activity
Source: RefSeq, a predicted model, not a curated record